UUUUAACCUAUUUUUCAUUCAUCAUGUAGUAGGUGUUUCAGUAAACAUGUGUAUCAGUUUAUAAACUGAUAAACUAAAAUCAUUUGUUUAGUAGGAUAGAACGCAACUUUUUUAAAAUUUAAGUUAACUUAAUUUACGCCUUUUUUAAGUGUAUAUAGGGUGAACAUGGGGAAGAACGAUAAAUCCGGUCACAAGAUUACAAAAGGGAGAGUGAACCGAUUCGACGUGACCCCGGCUUUCCGUGGAUUGCUCCUGGAUCUAACGGUAACAUUUCUCAUAGAGCAGCCGACAGAUAUCAUCCAAUUCGGGAUCGAUUAUUUUGCCCAGUUGAAAUCAAAAUACACCUCGACGGUCCGAGAGCGUUAUCUGGCAGAAGAAGAGGAAGAACAGCAACCACAGCAGCGACAGGAUUCGCCGGAAGCUGUGGAAGAGCAUGUAGAAGAAACCGUUCGCCCGCCCCCCAGGGUUCGUAGGAAGUCUGUAUUCGCGGAAGCUUACAAUCCUGAAGACGACGCCGACGAUGAAGAACUGCCGACCGUUCAUCCCAAGACGGACGUCCAGCGAGCUGCUCUGGAAACUCAUGUCGGGAAGGUUUUGAUUUUCAACGGGUUGGGCAAAGAAGAGCUUUCUACAGUCCUUGACGCCAUGUUCAUUAAGAAAAUUGCAGCAGGUGAGGACGUCAUCAAGGAAGGAGACGAGGGAGAUUAUUUUUACGUUGUCGAGAGCGGCAAGUACAAGGCUUUUGUACGUACUGACACUGGAGGUCAAAGACAAGUUUCCACAUACGAAAACAAUGGCAGUUUUGGUGAGUUGGCUUUGCUCUACAGCAUGCCGCGAUCCGCUACGGUAACUGCAGUCACAGAUGGCUCUGUCUGGUGUCUCGAUAGAGGCACCUUCAGAAAAAUAGUACUCAAAAGCGCCUUCAAGAAGAGAAAACUGUACGAAGAACUGAUCGAACAAGUGCCCAUGCUUCACCAGUUGAACCCUUUCGAGAGGACGAACCUCGCUGACUCUCUUUCUUCCAAGACCUUCCAAAACGGUGACAUCAUUAUGAGAGAAGGCGACGAACCGGACGGAAUGUACUUCGUCGAAUCGGGCAAAGUAGUCAUCAGAAAGAAAGACAAAGACAAGGAAGUAAUCUUGACGACGAUCAACAAAGGCGGCUACUUCGGCGAACUCGCCCUCGUAACUAAGUCCGAAAGGGCGGCGUCCGCAUACGCCAUUGGAGUUGUACGUUGCGCUUUUCUCAAUAUCGAAGCUUUCGAGAGGUUACUCGGUCCGUGCAAAGAAAUAAUGGCUCGAAACGCCGAGAAAUACAAAGCGGCGCAAACGGAUGAUCCAGAUGGCGUCACGAAUGAAAAUAGAGACUAAAUAAUUUAACGUAAUAAAUUUACUUAUUGGGUCAA
Messenger RNA from Cimex lectularius (bed bug), 1406 nucleotides. Its product is annotated as cAMP-dependent protein kinase type II regulatory subunit-like. The record is from RefSeq and is a predicted model, not a curated record. The coding region runs from base 166 to 1371 and encodes 401 amino acids. Lineage: Eukaryota; Metazoa; Arthropoda; Insecta; Hemiptera; Cimicidae. Gene Ontology annotation, cellular component: cAMP-dependent protein kinase complex. The transcript has a single exon. Gene Ontology annotation, molecular function: cAMP-dependent protein kinase regulator activity. Gene Ontology annotation, biological process: regulation of protein phosphorylation.